AAAAGCGGCGGAGACAGGCGGCUCCGCAUCUGCGCCAACAUGGCUGAUGAAACGGAGAAAGCGCAGGCUGCCAAGCCAGGCGGUGACACAAUAUUUGGAAAAAUAGUGCGAAAAGAGAUCCCUUGCGAGUUUCUCCAUGAAGAUGAUCAGUGUGUGGCCUUCCGUGAUGUUAAUCCUCAAGCUCCCAUUCACAUCCUGGUGGUCCCAAAAAAGCCAAUUGUUCAGCUGUCCCAAGCGGAGGACGGUGAUGCUGCAUUGCUGGGCCACAUGAUGCUAGUUGCAAAGAAGUGUGCUAAAGAUGCCGGCCUGGCUAAAGGCUACAGGAUCGUCAUCAACGAUGGACCGGAUGGAGGCCAGUCGGUCUACCACAUCCACAUCCAUAUCCUUGGUGGACGCGUCAUGAGAUGGCCCCCAGGCUAACUUCUGUCACUAGACACAGACCACCCUGCCAUCAGUGUUCACAUCUGUUCUCUGAAAACAUAUUCAGUUUGUCGUGUGAAGUAAGUGUCGAACAAAACCUGGAAAUUCAUCAGUGAUAAUAAAAUGCACUUCACAACAA
Molecule: messenger RNA, 559 nt
Organism: Plectropomus leopardus (leopard coralgrouper)
Lineage: Eukaryota; Metazoa; Chordata; Actinopteri; Perciformes; Serranidae
Gene: hint1
Product: histidine triad nucleotide binding protein 1
Molecular function (GO): catalytic activity
Source: RefSeq, a predicted model, not a curated record